AUGAGAUAUAUAUUGAUCUUUAUUUUAAUUUUAGUUUACUCUUAAGAAGUAAUUUACUAAAUAGAAGCAGCAAACUACCCUGGUGGAUUGGAUGGUAUUUAUAUUAUUUAAUAAGUUGAUUAAUGGUUCAUAAUUGGUAAUGAUAAUGGAUUAACAUAUACUUUUUGUAAUGGAGUUGAUGUCUAUGGUGGAUACGGUUCAUUUACUCAUGAUACCAUAAUAUAAAAGUAUUUUACUUUUAAAUAACAAUUAGAGCAUUUUUUGAUUUACAACCUCAUUUUUAAAUUAAAGUAGAAAUAAAUUUGUUGCUGUAUAUAUUGAAUUAUAACACUAAGGUUUGGUUUAACAUUGGGAGAGUUUAAAAUUGAAAAUGAUAAUAAUGAAAUUUUUAUAGUCUCUCCUGCAUCACCUUUAAUAAGAUCAUGUUCAGAGAAUAGCAUUGAAUACUAAUUGUAAAGUCUUGAUUUUGAAUUUCCACAUUAGAGGAGAAAUUACAUUUUUAAAAUGUUUCAAGCUUACUAUGAUAAUACAUUUGUAUCAUUUAUAUAUAAAGAUAUAGGCUACUUGGGGCUUUGAUUCAUUUAAAAUCAGUAUUUACAAGUGUCCUUUUGGAUGCUUAUAAUGUUUAGGAUAUGAUGAUUUAAAUUGCGGUUUUUGGAGUAAGCUUUAAUUUUCAUUUAUUCAAUGUUAAUUGGAAGAUACAGAUAUAUAAUAAUGGGGAGGUGGAUCUGAGUAUAAUGUUGAUGAAUUUGGAAGAUGUUAAGGAAUCAAUUCGAUUUCUCUUGAAAAUUCAUUCUUAUUACCUCCAAGUGAUGAUAUAUUAAUUAGAUUUUUAAUAAAUAAAAAUACAGAUUUAACCAUUUGGAUCAAUGAAAAUAGAAUAGAUAUUUAAUAAUAAGGAGUCAUAGAGAUAUCUUUAUAAAAAUAGUUUGGUCCAACUUUGAAUAUAAAAAUAAGAGAUCUGAAUAAUUUUUUAGAUUGGAUGAUUAGAGAUUUAGAAAUUUACUAUAAAAUAAGACCCAAUUACAUUGAAAAUGAAAUAAUUAUUCCUUAUAUAAUUUUAGAAUGCAUGUAAUUUGCUGAUUAGUUUUGUUUGGAUUGCAGAGAAGGUUGGGAAUUGAAUAUUUUAUAAAAUAUAUGUGUUACAUAAUGUGGAGAUAAUAUUAUAUCAGGAUUUGAAGAAUGCGAUGAUGGUAAUUAGAUUCAAUACGAUGGUUGUUAUAUGUGCAAAUUUUAAUGUAUUUAAUUUUGUUAAAUUUGUAUUCAUGGUAUUUGUAUGCUAUGUUUAAAUGGAUAUUCAUUUAAUAAUAAUUAAGAAUGCUCUUUAAAUUGUGAAGAUAAAAUUAUCAUACCAUAAUAUAAUGAAGAAUGUUCUGGUGAGAAUUUUCUAUAAUUUCAUGGUUGUUUUUAAUGCUUAAAUUAUGAGGAAUGUACUUAUGGUUGUGUAAAAUGUGAUCAUCAAAUAUGUUAUUAAUGUUAAUCUGAUUUCAUAUUAAUUUAAGGAAGAUGUCUAUCAAAUUGUGGUAGAAAUGAUGAAAUACUCUAUGAAGAUUGUGAAGAUUUUAAUGAAGAGAAUAAUAUUGAAUUGUUAUGUCCACUAUAUUGUAUAGAAUGUAAUUUGUAAUAAUGUCUAAUAUGUGAUGAAUAAUAUGAACUACUUGAGGGCGGAUCAUGUAAAUUAAACAUAGAUGAUGAUUUAGAUAAUAUAUAUUAAUUGAUCUAAAAAGAUGAUAUGAUUUGUAGAAAAAUCCCUUUUGAGUGUAAUUAUUAAAAAUCACCUUAAGUAAAUUUAAGUUACAUAAAUAUUACCCUAAAUAAAUAAUAUGUUAAUCUUGAAUUUACAGAAUAAGUUAAAUCUGAAAGCUAAAAACUAUUAUCAUAAACUUUAAUUAUUGAAAUCUUUAAUAUUUCAAAUAAGAUGUAUAAUUAUGAUAUAAUUAUUAUUCAAGAUUCAGAUGA
Messenger RNA from Paramecium pentaurelia, 1959 nucleotides. NCBI's taxonomy places the organism in Eukaryota, Ciliophora, Oligohymenophorea, Peniculida, Parameciidae. The record is from the annotation of a GenBank genome assembly.